This is a messenger RNA of Cooperia oncophora, 819 nucleotides long. The record is from the annotation of a GenBank genome assembly. NCBI's taxonomy places the organism in Eukaryota, Metazoa, Nematoda, Chromadorea, Rhabditida, Trichostrongylidae.
AUGCUCACAGGCCCAGACCGAAAUCCGCUCAGGAUAGAGAUACCUUCCGAUUUGGAGGAAGUGUUCGUCUGGGCUCUCUCAUCCAGCGUCGCUGGUCACGGGACAGUGCGGGCAUGGAUCCAAGUCAUCGCAGACAGUGCGAUCUAUCGAACCGAAGCGGCAUGCGAAAUUCACGGCAACGGGGGCAUUGGCUACCCGGCGAGCGCGGCCACUCAUGUACCGAGGCGGACGAUCAUAGACGGCGAGGUGGGUAUGAGCCGCACUUGUUUGAAAGGACAAUGUGCAAUAUGCGACAAUAAGCCCGAAAAUCUCAUCACAGCAGUGCAGUCUUAUUCACUGCGAAUACUGGGGCGUGACAGUGUGUGGUGGGACUGGAAGGGAGUUGCCUAUUAUGAGCUGUUGCAACCUGGCAAAACCAUGAAUUCGGCCAGUUACUGCGCACAGCUGGACCUUUUGAAUGAAGCAAUCAAGGAAAAGAGACCAGAACUUGCCAGCAAUAAGGGAAUUGUCUUUCAUCACAACAAUUCCCGGCCGCUCACAUCUUUGAUCACACGGAACAAAUUGAAAAUUUGUUCCAAGGAACUUGGUUGGGAAGUUUUUAUGCAUCCACCCCACAGCCCGGACCUUGCACCUUUUGACUGUCACCUGUUUCCAUCUCUGCGAAACUCCCUUGAUGGCAAGAAAUUGACCGACCGAAGCACCGCUGAAAAUUACUCGGCCAAUUUUUUUGCCGAUAAACCAGAGAAGUUCUACACCAAGAAAGUUAUGAAAUUACCACAUAAAUGGCAAAAGGUCAAAAAUAAUAUUGUCAAUAUGUAA